GUGCUCAGGGCUGUCCCCGUGUCAGCCCUGCGCCGUUCUCUCGCUCACAGCUUUAUGUGCCACCUCCGGCUCGGCCAAGCCGCCCCUUCCCGUCUUCCACGUCCCCCAUCGUGGAAUGGGGUCAGCUGUCCGGCCGCGGUGUGAACAUGGGGCGAAUUGGGCACGGGAUGCGUUUAACAACCGCGUGUGUCAAUGAGGCUCGGCUGCGGUGCCAUGGGAGGGGAACAGUCGCUGGCACUGCCCCCGGAGAAGGGACCUCACCGCGUGGGUUGCGCGGACGUCAUGGUGGGCCAUACGCAGCAGGACGCACCACGUUCCCCGUCCCCUCUGUCCAGCAGGGGCUCUUCUUCCGCCUCUUCUACCCCUGCGUACCCCGGGAUGGAGCCGAACGGCCGCUCUGGAUCCCUCGCUACGAGUACUGCAGCGGACUGGCUGAUGUCAGUGGCCACAGCCGGCGGUGGUGCGCUCCGCUGCUCAGCAUCGCCGUCGGCUCCUGCAGAGUGCCGCUGAGCUGGAAGGCACCUUUCAAAACCUGCAGCAGUGGGUACCCGUUGAUCAUCUUCUCACAUGGCUUGGGAGCCUUUCGCACUGUGUACUCAUCCAUCUGCAUGCAGAUGGCAUCCUGGGGCUUUGUGGUGGCUGCGCUGGAGCACAGGGACAGUUCUGCUGCCAUGACCUAUUUCUGCACGGCAGAGGCUGUCCGGGAGCAGUGGAUCCCCCACCAGCAGGUGCCACAGGGACAGAAGGAGUUUUAUUUUCGGAACAAUCAGGUUCAUCACAGAGCAAAUGAGUGUGCACGAGCACUUCAGCUCUUCCGGGCUGUCAACAGUGGUAAAUCCAUCCCCAACAUCCUUCCUCAGGGCUUCGACCUCUCUGUGUUGAAGGACAGCAUUGACUUGGCUAAAGCAGCCGUCAUGGGCCAUUCAUUUGGUGGGGUGACAGCUGUGCUGGCCUUGGUGAAGGAAUCUGGGUUCAGGUGUGCGGUGGCCCUGGAUGCAUGGAUGUUUCCCCUGGAGAACGUGCUGUACUCUGAGGUGCCCAAACCUGUGCUCUUCAUCAACGCCGAGAAGUUCCAGACCCCCGAAAGCGUGGCCAAAAUGAAAAGGCUGAGCUCCAGGAACAGGCAGACAAAGAUCAUAACCAUCCUGGGAUCUGUGCACCAGAGCCAGACUGAUUUUGCCUUCCUCACCGGGAAGCUCAUCCCCCGUGUCUUCAAUGCGAGGGGCACCCUCGACCCCCACAAGUGCCUGGACAUCAUCACCCAGGCGGCUCUGGCCUUCCUGCAGAGGCACCUUGAUGUGAGAGAGGAGUUUGCUCGAUGGGACCACCUCCUCGAAGGCAUUGGGGACUCUGUCAUUCCAGAAGCACCUUUCCGCCUCUCCAACCUGUAGCUUGCUGUUGGGAUCCAGCUGCUGAGAAUUCAGCUGCUCCUUGUCUAAAAUGUUUGGGGUCUGCCUCCAAAGGGGAGGAGGACACCUGGGAGAGUGAGGCCUGCAAACUGUGCUUGCAAGAUAUGGCCAUGAUGCCCGCCAUGCUUCCACGAAGCCUUCUCUGCCUGAGAGCCUGUGAUGGCUGCUGGAGACUGCAGAGCUCAGGGAAUAAAACCCCUGGGGUCACAGACUUGA
Messenger RNA from Centrocercus urophasianus (Greater sage-grouse), 1625 nucleotides. It is a transcript of the gene PAFAH2, whose product is annotated as platelet activating factor acetylhydrolase 2. Gene Ontology annotation, molecular function: 1-alkyl-2-acetylglycerophosphocholine esterase activity. The record is from RefSeq and is a predicted model, not a curated record. NCBI's taxonomy places the organism in Eukaryota, Metazoa, Chordata, Aves, Galliformes, Phasianidae. The transcript has 11 exons. Bases 147 to 1391 code for a protein of 414 amino acids.